This is a messenger RNA of Arabidopsis arenosa, 2048 nucleotides long. The record is from the annotation of a GenBank genome assembly. Lineage: Eukaryota; Viridiplantae; Streptophyta; Magnoliopsida; Brassicales; Brassicaceae.
CGUCAGAUAUUCCUUACAGGCUUUGUUUGUUCCUGCUCCGAUUUGUUCCUGUCUGAUUAGGACACGAUUUCUUUCUAGGACGAUUUCUGAUAUUACAGGCAAUGGAUCCUCCUGUCUCGGAUCUUGAGAGUAUCGAAGAUCAGAAAGAUAAAGGACCUUCCUUUCACUGUCAUCUUUACGAUACACAAGUAGUUCACAAGAUUGCUCAGGUUUUUCUCCCUGGAUUAGCCACUGCUUGUGUCGAUAACACUACCGGCGAUAUCUUCAGGAGUCCUGGUUCUGUGGCUGCUGACAUUCGAAAAGAAAUGAUCGAUUAUUUGACUCGUAGAAGCGAGAGCUUUGUGGCUGAACACAUUGUUCUUCAAGGUGGUUCUGAGAUUGAAGCUUCUCAUGAUCCUUUUGACAUUAUAUCUGAUUUCAUCGAUGAUUUUGCGACUUCUAAGCGGAAUUUGUUCAGCCGGGUUUCGGGUUGGAUGCUUAGCGAAAGGAGAGAAGAUAAUAUAGAUGAUUUCGCGCAAGAGAUGGAGAUAAGCGGCUUCUGGUUGACUGAUCAUAGAGAAGGGAUCGCUCAGACUUUGCUUAAAAACGUCGAUUUUAAAAGCAGUGCUCAUUGUGAGAUGAAAUUCCAAACCGAGGGAGAACUCGCAGAGCAUACCAUGAGUUGUGGGUAUAGAACCAUGAACUGUGAGAACGAGGGUUGCACUGCGGUCUUUUGCGCGAAUCAGAUGGAGAAUCACGAUUCAGUUUGCCCGUUCAAGAUCAUUCCGUGUGAGCAGAACUGCUCAGAGAGUAUCAUGAGACGUGAUAUGGAUAGGCAUUGUAUAACCGUAUGUCCUAUGAAACUUGUCAACUGUCCAUUUCAUGCUGUUGGUUGUCUAUCUGAUGUGCAUCAAUGUGAGGUCCAACAACAUCAUUUGGAUAAUGUAAGCUCUCAUUUGAUGUACAUUCUUCGGAGCAUCUACAAGGAAGCAUCUCCGGAUGAUCUCACACCCCGAGCUGAACAGAUACAGCAGUUGUCUACUCGGUUAUCUGAAGCUCGUAAUGCAAGAUCACUAACGAAUCUGGUCAAGGAAAUUGAUGGAAAGCUGGGGCCUUUAGUAAUCAAACCAAAGAUUGUUACUAACUCGGAGUCCGAUAAACCUGAAAAUACAGAAAAGGAAGCAUUAGAAGAAGCUGAGAUCAAAGAAAAACCGGAAACAAGCAACUUAAAAGCUGGUUCAUUGGAGCAAACCGCGAGGGAAGCUCCGGAAGAUGAAGUGGUUUCAAGAGAAUUAAAUGAUGCAAUGGUGGAAGAAGUUGCAAAGAAAGUUUCAGAAGCUGAGAUAGCAGACAAUGUUAAUGAAGAAGGAGAAUUAAAAGCGCAGAAGCUUUUAGAAAUAGGCGAGUUCAUAAAAGAAGGAGACAACAACUCUACAGAUGAUUUAUCAGAGAGAACCGAAACCAAAGCUCCAGAAGUUGUGGUCAUGGAUGAAGAUAGAGAGGAGGAGGAGGAGAGGGCAGAGACAAAAGACUCAAGAACAAAUGAAACAACCAGAGGUUUAGAGAUGAUUGAUGAAGAGACAAAGAAAUCGACUGAAACCAAAACGGAAGCUCCAUCAAGAAUAGUCAUGGACAAAGAGGAGGAUGAAGAGGUAAAGAAAUCAACUGAAACAGAAACCGAAGCUCCAUCGAGAAUAGUCAUGGAGACUGAGGAUGAUGAAGAGACAAUGAACUCAAGGGCUCGUGCUUCUGAUGAAGCUGAAGCACUCUCAAAGAGCUCUCAAGGUUUUUCUACCGUGCAAGCUGAAACCGUACCCCAUAUGUCUUAACAUCUUGAAGCUAACAUGUUUUCUUUUUACAUUUAACCAGUUUGUUUGUUUUCUGUCUGAAAAUAUUUGAGUCAUCGAAUGUAUCCAAUUUUGUAUUGCUUAUCAAUUGAUUGGUUUUUUUUGCCGUACUUCAUCAAUUGAUUACUUGAUUAUGAUUGUCCUACUGGUUUGGUUGCCCAAUUCUGAUAAACCUUUUCGAACCGGAAUCAAGAUCUCACCCAAUAAAUCAAUUCAUUAACA